UUCAGAUUUUUGUUGUGAGAGCUACGGACAUGGCUCAUGGAAAUUGUGCAUGUGGAAUCCCUUUGAAGAUGCUGACAUCAUGGACUGAUGACAAUCCUGGAAGACGGUUCAUUACUUGCUCAACAUUAAAGGGAAAGGGAGGAUGUAAAAUGUUUGAAUGGAUUGAUCCAGAAAUGUGUCCACGGUCGAAGAUGAUUAUCCCAGGUCUGCUGAGGAAAAUAAACAAGCUACAAGUUGAACUUGAGGAGAAAAAUGCAAUGCCAAAGAAGAAGAAGAAAUGGACUGUCUUAUGGUGUGUUGUGGGAGGAAUGAUGCUACUAGGUUCAUGGAUUGUUUGUUUUGACAUUGGAAGCAAAAAUAAGUUAGGUUGGGACUAUUGCGAGGCUCUAAUGAUCUAAAUGUGUAGUUCAAUGUAGGAUAUAU
Molecule: messenger RNA, 423 nt
Organism: Cuscuta epithymum
Lineage: Eukaryota; Viridiplantae; Streptophyta; Magnoliopsida; Solanales; Convolvulaceae
Source: the annotation of a GenBank genome assembly